Molecule: messenger RNA, 4364 nt
Organism: Schistosoma haematobium
Lineage: Eukaryota; Metazoa; Platyhelminthes; Trematoda; Strigeidida; Schistosomatidae
Product: 39S ribosomal protein L24, mitochondrial
Exons: 5
Coding region: 113-925 (270 amino acids)
Biological process (GO): translation
Cellular component (GO): ribosome; mitochondrion
Molecular function (GO): structural constituent of ribosome; RNA binding
Source: RefSeq, a predicted model, not a curated record
GGAUAAUGUAUGGCGCGUGCUUCGAAGUUGAUUUUACAGUUGGUCGUUUAUGUGGGUAGACCGGUGAACGGCCUUUGAGUAAUGGUAAAGUGACCUCGAAAAAGCUGCACUAAUGAGUCAUAUCCAGAAAUUUAAUUAUUGGCCACGUUAUGUAGCUCGCUUGAUCAGGUUCCGUCCUGUUUAUCGAAAAGAACUUCUAGGUUGGCGUUUUGAAACGGAUCAUAUGUUUCAACGGCCCAAUCCUCUACCAAAUGAAAAAAAAGAAGAAAAAUAUCUACCGAUUUGGCAUUUUUCUGAGAAACCCCCUUGGAACGUUGCUAACCGCAUAUCCGAAUUCCCAUAUCCAAAUGUAACUUGGUGCGUUAUUCAUCCGAAUGGUCGCAAAGAAGCACGAAAGUUGCAACCUAUGCUACCUGAAGACCAAUUGAUUUUUAAAGGUGAUCGUGUCCAAAUACUGUGUGGCCCGGAUAAAGGAAGAGUUGGUAUUGUUUCUUCAGUCUUAAAAAUCAGACGCUUGGUCUAUGUGGAUGGACUUAAUUAUCGUUUAACAGCUCUUAAAAAAUAUGAUUCUUUAAAAAGAAGCGAGGACCCGUUAGAUAUUGAUACCCAGGUUGCUCUUUUGGAUCCAUCAAAUAAUGAACCUUGCAAGUGCUCCUGGCGGUACACUGAAGAGGGAAAUCGGGUCCGUGUUUCCCUACAAACAGGUCAUGUUAUCCCUCUACCAGCUGCAGCCAGACAUUUAGAUGACUUAACCGAUCCUAAAACAGCUGUUGCCAGUUCAAAAGAUACUUGUGAACCAGUUGUUUGUAAUGUAUCCCUCAAGUCUCUCACUUCGACAUCAGAUGUCAAUUUCGAAAAGAGUUUGCUCAAGGAUUUAAAGUUAAAGGACGAUUGUCUUAAGCAAACUCCUACAUAUUGGUAUUGAUUUCCGUCAAUUAAAGACCAUGUUUAGUCUGUCCGUUUAUCCAAUUUUCGCCUUCUUUUAAAGAGCUUUCAAUUGAGUUUUCUGAUUUCUAAUAAGUUCAGCGGAAUCUUUCAUUUUUAUUUGGAAAUCCAAAGUUGUAUCUCCUUUAUAUUAUAUAAGUGAACCAUAACUUGGAAAAUAUCAGACACUAUUAAAGAGAAUACGAAGUGGGCUUCAUCAGUACUUGGCAUAAACUGUUAUUAAAACCAAUCAAUCACUUAUGUAGACAGUAUGACUUUCAUGUAUACAGCAUCUUUAUCAGAGAAUAAAAGAUGCUAUUAACUGAUACUAGAUUAUAUGGAUUGAUGAAUUUCAUGUACCUAACAAGGUAGUACGUCGAAGUAACUAGAAGUGCUAUCAAUUGCUGAUAAUUUCUUUCACCAAUCGAAAAUCACGUAAAUUCGAGAAAUGUAUUUGGAUAGUGAUUUGGAAGACUAGACAUGAUGGCUCAAAGAGAAUUCGAAGCUAUGAAAUUUUAUGGUUAUCAAAAUGUUGAAAACCCUGAGGAUUGAGUACAUCUACUGCGUAGAUGUGCUAUUAUGUAUUUGAAUUUGAGUUUGUAAGUAGACACUAAAUCUUUCUUAGAAAAUGUGAGAAAUCGUCCUUUCCCACAUUCUCAGCGUGAGCAGAUAAUUUUAUUGUCACGAUGGAAGAUAAGGAUGUUGGGCCGUAACUUGCUAAUAUUUUCCAAAAUGUGAUGCUACCAAUCAGUUGGCGAUCUUAGCUGCUUAUGGUUGAUUAUUUAGUAAACAACGACCAAUAACUAACUUGGGAGAAUUAAACUCGGCGGUUGCACUAGUUAACACUCAAUUUAUUUCUUAAGAGUGAUCGUAGUAGUUCCAGUUCUGCUUUCCCCGCAAACGUACCAAUAGUAAGUUUAAAUUUGACAUUAAAAAUGAGUGGGAUCAAAAGUAUCAUCUUCAAUUGAAUGCAAACCUAACUUAAAUUGUGUUCAUAAGUAUAUUUUAGUCUAAUUAGGGGUUGUGGAGAUUUUAAGAUAUUAUUGGAAUCAUUUCCUCAAUAAACGAUAGUACCAAGGAGACGUCUUGAGUCUUGUGAAAUACAAUGACAAAUGUUCGGCCACGCAGUGUGUGAGGUAGCUAAUAGAAAAUAAAAACCGGAUAGAAUCACACAAUCCCGUCAAUUGGUUGAAAAUAGACGUCCUCGGUACUCUAGAUGUUAAGCACUACCUAACAGUUGCGAGAACUUUACGUCUGACCUGUAUGCGGUUGUGGAUGCAGACUUCUAAGUGUUCACAUCUUGGGAUGUAAGAGCGACCCGGCUAUUCCUGGUUUCCAAUGUUUUUUUGGUUCGUAAUCUGAAAGCAUAGUUGUGUUUACUAAUAGGCUAGUACUUAGUUUACAUCACACUAGGAAAAGACUAAAGUUUUUUAACAUGCUUAUUUUUAUGUAGCUGUUUCACCAGGAAGGACUGCGAAAAAUUGAUGUUAUUGUUAUACGCGCGAUAAAAGAACUAAGGCUUUUAUUGAACUUAUGUGGUGCUACUAACGAGGCGGUUUGUGUUGUGGUUCGUAUCUAGCCAGAAGGAAAUCAUGCAGAGUAGUGUGAUCAAGGGAAGAUAGAACGAAGAAUAAAAGUGGGCCGUCAGUGAGUGCACAGUGCUAAACUUGUGCCCUAUCAUCACUUAACUUAAUGAUACCGCCAAUUAUAGAAUAGUGACUUAUCGGUCUUACCACUGACACAAAUCCCUACGAGCAGUCUAGGGUCCCCCUGUCUAUCUCCUUGUUGAGGCAUUAGCACCAAUCUCAGACUCCGCCAUAUGAAUCAUGUAUUUCAAACAUACUGGGUUUAUAUACAAACCCAACAGACUAUAUAUAUAUAUAUAUAUGCACACCUGAUGAUGAAAGCGAUCGAUAACAGUCAGUGGGAAAACGAGUAUGAAUAAAAUUAGUGAUCUAAACAGAGAAAAGUUCUUGAUGAGUUACAACCAACAGUUUAAAUUAUUUUUGCAUUUCACAUUCACACGUUUGUGUAACCUCAAGCUAAUAACUCCAUGCAUCUUUUGAACUAAUUUCCGAUAUAAUAUCGAUCCUGGGUGAAUUUUUCAGGAAAAUCAUCGAGCAUUUUCGGUCAAUUGUGUAGGGAAAUUGCAGGACUAAGCAUAUUUCACUCACAAAACGUUUGGUCGGUGAGGUUACCUCGCACAGUUGGCAAUGAACUUUAUAUAUUUAAAGCUUAUUAUGACAGCUUCAGUCUUCGCUUUACAUGAUCAUAAUGAUAAAAUGUUGAACUCCAUAUGCAAGUAAUGACUUUGCUUUAGUGUAAUACUGGUAUAUCAGGCAAAUGAGUCUUCCCAUAUAGACCGACCUAUUUUAUGGAAUUAAGUUUCGGUUAUUUAUUUUGCGAAAUGUGUAUAUGUGAAGAGUCUCGAACUUGGUGGACUGCCGCUCGUCGAGGUUUUACAGAAUGAAAAAAUGAAAGGUCGAUUUCACAAAUAGACAGUUUGGUUGUGUAGGAAGCAAUGGAAAGAACAUUCUGUUAUAUAACACACUCAGUAAUCACUGUUGUAUUCUUUAGCGUUAAAUGAAUCCCGAAAAUCGAUAGCCCUGUGAGUCCUGGAUGUUGACCGCGUUUGUUUUGAUGGACUCACCAGAUCACGAGUGGAUUCGCUUUCUCCGCUAUUACUACGACCACUCACAAGCUUAGAUCAGUCACUUCUCAAUUUAUUGAUAGCAUAUCAAAUAUACGUUUCAACUAUAGAGUUGUUACUGGUUAAGUUGCUGUAAAAUAUGAAUAAUUUUGGCAUCUUUAUAUCUGCUGAACUUCGUCAUUUGACUGCAUUUGCAGUUACAGUUAUCGUGCUCCUAUUGGGGCUGUUGAAAUUAUGUUAUCAUUUAGUCUAAUUGAUUGGCAUUUAAAAACUUGGCAUCUGUACAUUGAUUAAAGGUGCUUAAAAGCUUGUGAUAGGUAUGUUGUUGUCUGGUAUCUUACAGUGAAAUGGCUGAUUCCAUACCUCAGUGAUUCCGCCGACUUUUGCAAGAUCUUCCAAAGUCAUUGCAAAUUGAUCUUGGAUGCUAUGAGAAUUUUCAACUUCAAUUUGUGGACGCUUUCGUCCAUCAUCACAAAGAGUUGGAGAAUAUCCGCCUAGAUCUUCUGAAAUUAGGACGUGCAAGUCAAAAUAACUGUAUUCGCGAUGGACUGCCUGAAAUAUAUGAUCAGUAGCUAUGGACCGUCUCAGGCUACCUUUUAGAGCCGUACCGUAGUAAACUAAUCAUUGUUGGUGACUUUUGGUCGAAUAAAACCAUCCAAUCUCGACCUAAUGUCUACAGAUGUCAUAACGGAACUAAGGGAAAUGUGGACAUAAGUUUUAAGUAUCCCGAUAUUCAACAACAUUUUUACUGUCAAACUAAUGGCUAUCAUUUUGGACAAACAUGCUAGUU